Molecule: messenger RNA, 972 nt
Organism: Spodoptera littoralis (African cotton leafworm)
Lineage: Eukaryota; Metazoa; Arthropoda; Insecta; Lepidoptera; Noctuidae
Source: the annotation of a GenBank genome assembly
AUGAGCGAUUCCCCAGGCGUGGAGUGGCUCCCUGCGUUUAGCCCUGGCCCGCCACGCCACAGUCCGCUAGGCCCCAUCCCGCGGUUUCUAUACGAAGAUGUGCAGCCUCUGGGUUUGCAGCAAGAGAACAAUAACAAAGAGGCCGACCAGAAAGAGAAUACGAAUAAAAUCAAACACGCGAAGCCCGCGUACAGUUAUGCCAGUAUGAUAAGACUGGCGAUCAGCAGUUCCCCAAAUGGCAAGAUGACACUGAACGAGAUCUACACAUACAUAUGCAAUGCCUUCCCCUAUUACAAAGAAGCUGGCAAAGGUUGGAUGAAUUCAAUACGGCAUAACUUAUCCCUGAACAAAUGCUUCAUGAAAGUGGCUCGCAGUAAAGACGAUCCAGGGAAGGGCUCCUAUUGGGCGAUGGACACCAGCUACAAAAUGGCGGAGGUCGCGCCUAGAAGACGCAGGAGUCUUAGGAUGGCCCCGUACAGCCCGGAGUGCAGCUCCAACAGUAGCGGCGAGGCGGGCGGCGCGGGCGCAGCCGGGGCCGACGCCGCGCCCACCCCGCCCGCCACGCCCACCACGCCCACCUCGCCCACCGUGCCCGGCGCCGUCAAGGAAGAACCUGUCGUCAAAGAAGAAUCAGAUUCGAAGCACACAGAUGACGCGCUGUCUGCACUGAUGAACGAGGAGCUGAUGACUGACGUCGACAUAAGUAGCGAGCGGUCGUGGUGUGACGGGGGGCGGCGCCAUGUAUGCGGAGCGCUGCGUCACAGUUCGCUGACUGAUGACUACGGGAACUUUGUCGUCACGCGGUACGACUGCGACUGUCCCGCAGACCCCGAGCCCACUACUGUGGGGGCUGGGACUGGGGCCGGGGUGGUGGGACCCGAGAUAGCUGCGCCGCUGACCCCGCUGACCCCGUUGACCCCGCUGACCCCGGCGUACGUGCCGCUGCCGUACUGGAACUCGGAGAGUUUAUAA